Molecule: messenger RNA, 584 nt
Organism: Onychostoma macrolepis
Lineage: Eukaryota; Metazoa; Chordata; Actinopteri; Cypriniformes; Cyprinidae
Gene: dynlrb2
Product: dynein light chain roadblock-type 2
Biological process (GO): microtubule-based movement
Cellular component (GO): cytoplasm; cytoplasmic dynein complex; centrosome
Molecular function (GO): dynein intermediate chain binding
Source: RefSeq, a predicted model, not a curated record
UUCUUCGAGUGAGUCAGUAAUUAACAUAAAGAUAAAAUAGAGAGUUUUCGACGACAAAACAGUUCAGUGUUUUUAUUUACUUCCGUUUCCAUAGCAACGAGGAACCAACGGAAGCAGCAGCACCUGAGCUGGGCGACAUGGCUGAAGUAGAAGACACUUUAAAGAGAAUUCAGGGCAUUAAUGGUGUUAUUGGCACAAUCGUCGUUAACGCAGAAGGCAUUCCCAUCAAAACCACUCUAGACAACUCGACGACGGUGCAGUACGCCGGACUGCUGCAUCAGCUGACUACGAAAGCCCGGAGUACAGUCAGAGACAUCGACCCCCAGAACGACCUGACGUUCCUGCGCAUCACCAAGAAACACGAGAUCAUGGUGUCGACAGAUAAAGAAUACCUGUUGAUCGUCAUCCAGAACCCAACUGAAUAGUGUCACGAUGCCGUGUUUCACAUAGACAUACUAAAUCAGAUUCUUUCAAAUAUUUAUUUGUUUGUAUACGGUCCUAAACAAGUAGAUUCUAAUCUGAAUUCAUUUGAUUGUUCAGUGUGAUUGAGUGCAUGUAAAUCAUCAAUAAAUAAGUGAACUGUU